AUGGCGAUUUUGUUAAACGUAUCGAGAUGGGUGAAGUUUGUACAGGAAAAGGAAAAAAACCAAGAAAUGAGUUUAGUCCGAGCUGGUGACACUCGUUGGGGUUCGCAUCUUAAAACUAUACAUCGACUUUUAGACUUGUGGAAACCAGUGAAAGAAGUACUUAUUGCUUUGUCUAGAGAGGGUUCACAUAGAAAAACUAAGGGAACUGCGCUUAGUAUGGCUGAGAAAAUGGAAAACUUUGAAUUUGUUUUUAUUGCUCAUUUAAUGUUGAAUUUAUUAAGAAAGACAAAUGACUUGUCACAAGCCCUACAGCUAAAGAAUCAAAAUAUUUGUAGCGUUGUUCGAUUGAUUGAAGAUACGAAAUAUGAUAUAAAUAAAUAUAGGGACGAUGGAUGGGAGGAGUUAAUAAAAGAAGUCACUAUAUUUUGUGCUCAAAAUGAAAUUCAUAUGCCUAAUAUGGAAGACGUCAUUCCAGGACGAGUUGUUGAUCUUCUUCUUAAUGAAAUGAAUGAGCGUUUUACUAAGUCUAACUCGGAGUUGCUUACGUGUAUUGCCUGCCUUGAUCCUAGAGAUUCAUUUCAAUCUUUUGACCGUGAGAAGUUAUUACGGCUUGCCGAGUUAUAUUCAGAAGAUUUUACUCAAUUUGAUCUUGGUCAACUAAAGAUACAACUAGAUCGGUAUAUUUCAAAUAUAAGAAGUAAUGAAGCCUUUUCUGGUCUUCAAGAUAUUGGACAACUUGCAAAGAAAAUGGUCCACAUGAAGUAUCAUAUUACUUAUGCACUCGUCUAUCGACUACUUGAGUUGGCAUUGGUCUUGCCUGUUGCAACCGCUACUGUCGAAAGAUCUUUUUCCGCAAUGAAGUUUAUCAAGACGGAUUUACGCAAUAAGAUGGGUGAUAUGUUUCUCACAGAUGCAUUGGUGUGCUAUGUCGAGAAAGAUAUUUUUGAUACUGUUGAAAUUGAAGCAAUUUUGCAAAGGUUUCAAAAUAUGGGACCCCGUAGAUUACAAUUACCAGCUGUUAAAAAAAAAUAA
Messenger RNA from Helianthus annuus (common sunflower), 1032 nucleotides. RefSeq lists its product as uncharacterized. The transcript is spliced from 2 exons. Gene Ontology annotation, molecular function: protein dimerization activity. The record is from RefSeq and is a predicted model, not a curated record. Bases 1 to 1032 code for a protein of 343 amino acids. NCBI's taxonomy places the organism in Eukaryota, Viridiplantae, Streptophyta, Magnoliopsida, Asterales, Asteraceae.